AAUGUGUUUCUGAUAUCCAGCAGGCGAAUUGCUGAUUUUCUGUCUUCCGGUGGAGAUGAGCGUUGUGGAUUUACACGCAGCAUCUGCAAUUUAGCCAUUUAUUCAGAUAAUAUGAUUUCCGGUGGCUAGCGUUUACCGCUGGCCGUUAGCAAGUUGGAAUCCACGUGUCGCAGGUUGAUCGGUGUCCGAUUUUAAUAGCGAAAGCUGCCGAUAUCUGCGUCGGAGGGCGUUUACCACUUUACAGCGGUCGUGUUGUGGCUGUCUUGAAUCUUGAUUGCAAAUGCAUGUAUAGAAAGCACGGAAUGAUGGCCAUGUGCUGGCGGUGCACAUGUACAAUGUCAUGUAUUCCGCUGUUCUGUUUCCUAUGUUUGCCGUCUCACGAGAGUGGACGGUUGGCAAGUACACCUGAUAAGCCAGCACACUUUGCUUCGCUUUCGCAGUUGUUAAAAUAGACUGCACAGUGCACGGGCAGCACAGCAUGUGCGACGUUGUUAACGUUAGCUAGUCUAGCGCAGGCAGCCAUUCGCUUGAAUAAUUCACUUCUUUCCGCGACUGCACAAUCACUCGCCUCGCUUUACUUUCCACUUCCCAUCAGCGUCCUCUAGUCCUCUAGCUAGAUAUCCAGUUAAUGUUAACGCCGUCGAUUAAUUGACAAUUUCACCCGUCACAACAAUAUCAGGGAGCUGUACAUGUGUUUUAUACGGGAGUGCUCAUGUUCCCACACUGUUUAGCUGCUGGGAACGGCGAUACUCUGAAGUACAUUAAACGGCGUACAGCUGGUGCGAAUCGAGUGCCUGCUUGUUCUGCUUGAUCCUUGGAGUGAGAUCAUUGUUUUCUACAUCAGUUAUAUUGGGAUUUAUAAUAUUGCCGAGGGAUUAACUAAUAAUUGGCAUAUGCGUUAUGCUGGAUGGGUAGCCGCACUAGCCGCAGCUGAUCCGGUGGUGUCUAAUUUGUCGCGGCAUGCGCAGGCGAUGACCGUUGGGCUGGCCAUGGGCUUGGGCCGCCGGCAACGGGAAGGCGAAUUGCAAGGAUUAACAUUACGCUCCACGGGCGAUAAUUGCAUGAGCGGCGGAAUGGUGCUGCACGAGAAGGCGACACCGUGGCAGCGGCCCUCUGCGAGCCACGGGAAAGCGGCACCAGAAGUGCCGGCGGGGACGCCGCCGCAGCCACAGCUGCAGUUGGCGGAGGCGCUGUUCGACAACGAGCCGGAGCAUCCCUGGGAGCUGCGCUUCCGUGCCGGCGACGUGCUGGAGGUGCGCCAACUGCAGCCGGCCGGACUGGAGGGCUGGUGGCUCUGCCGGCACCGUGAACUCCGCGCCGGCGCCGACCGGGACACGGACGGCAGUCCGCAGCAAGGCCUGGCGCCCAACAACCGCCUCAGGCUCCUCCCCCACGCCAAGACACCCGCAUCCUCCGCGACGAAGGGGAGCAAACCAAGCGGCGCGGAUUACGACGUCCCGCGGCCGGCGCUGACGGAGAAGAAGCGCGCCAGUCACGGUAAAGGCAGCAGCGACACCGGCGCCGACUACGACCAGCCGCGGCCGGUAGCCUUUGCGCCCGACAGCCCGCCCUCGCUGCGGCCCCUGCGCACCUCGGCCUUCUACCCGGCUAGCUACAUCCCGCCGGCGCCGUCGACGGCCUCGGCGGGCAGCAGCAGCGGCAGCAGUCGCUACAGCAUCCUGACCUCCUCCGACCUCCCGUCCUCCGCGUCCCCCUCCGACCGCGGCCGCAGCAGCGCCGAGCCGCUGUCCUCGCCCUCGGACUACGCCCCCCUGGCCCACGGCCCCGCCCUCCUCUCCAAAGAGGGCGACUACGACUACGUGGACUACAUCGACGCCGACAGCGCCGAGGUGGAGGUCGAAGAGCACUACGCGCGCCUGCCGCGGCGCCACCCCCCGCGGGCGGUGGCCAGCACGAAGCCGGCGGCGGCCAAGAAGCGCGAGUCCUUCAUCAAGAGCGCGCGGGUGUACGACGUCCUGCCCAAGCAGUUCCGGCCGGUGUCCUUCGUCGAGGACACCGCCGCGCCGCGUCCCACCUCCGAGGUCCACGUGACCCCGGACACGCUCCCGAUCUACGAAGCGCUGAACGUGACGAAGCAGGCGGCCAUCCGGCGCAUCAGCUUCAUGCAGAGCCAAGUUCAAACCGAACUGUCGCGCCUCUUCAGCUUCGUGGCCGCGCCCCAGUGGCGGCAGGUGCGGCAGUUGGCGCAGCGCCUACCGGAAGUCAAAGUGUGCUGCGAGUACUUGAUCACGCACUUGAACGGGCUGAUCCGCUUCGUGCUGCAAGCGCUGCAGACUCUCCUGGCGGCGUCGCGCGCGCAGCCGGGGUUGGAGGAGAAACUGCGCGGACUGAUCGACGCGGUGUACCGCGGGUGCGCCAGCAUCCGGGAGGCGCUGGCCGGGAUGGCCGGCGUGCAGUGGACGGCCGGGGAGACGGCCGUGCACUGUCUGCAGCGCAUCGUCGACGCCGGACAGAUCCUGGCGGAGGAUGUGCGCAAGAUGACGGCCUUCGUGCUGGGCAACGCGCAGCUCAUCUUCUCCGACACGGAGGAGCUCAAACUGCAGCUGCGACCGCUGCCGAGAGUGCCCAGCAAGGGCCUCCUCGAUCAAGAAGAGGCGAGCGUGGUGGCGGACAACGAGUACGAAGACGUGGACUACGGGAACGUGUCCAUGCCGGUAGUCCCGCGGUCGCCCGCCCUGGAGCGGCGCAUCCUCAACUCGUACAUCGCGGAGGUCAACGAGGAGGUGGCGGCCGUCUCCGCGCUCAUCAGCGCCUUCACGGCGCGCAUGUUCGCCGAGCGCACCGUCACCUCGCUGGACACCAUCACCCAGGCCGAGCAGAUCGCCGGCCACGCCGCCAAACUGGCGCGCUUGACGGACUCCUUGAACCGCAACCUGACGUCGGCCGCGACGGAGCCGCUGCGGCGCAAACUGGCCAAGACCGGCAGCUACAUCACCACGGCCUGCAAGCGCUUCCACCUGGAGCUGAAGGGCGCCACCAACGCGCCCGACCAGCGGCACUUCAACAACGUCAAGGCCUCGCUGGACUACUUGAGCGAGUUGUGCCUCUUCCUCAAGAACUCCACCGAAACCGAGGUGUAGCCGUUACACCCUUCCUUCAACGGGAUAUAAUGCAAUUUUGUGAUUAACUGGUCUCUCGUGCCACUGCGAAAAUUAACGGUCUUCCAAAUGUUUUAUAUGCCAAUUUCGAAAUUUGUACCUUUUCACUUAGUGACAUGAUUGUACCAAAUAAUUCUGUAUUCUGCCUUACAAAACAAAGGUCACAGCCUUGGAUAAAACGGUAAAAUUAAAAUCUGCGAU
Paramacrobiotus metropolitanus is the source of this 3320-nucleotide messenger RNA. RefSeq names its product enhancer of filamentation 1-like. Gene Ontology annotation, cellular component: cytoplasm; plasma membrane. Lineage: Eukaryota; Metazoa; Tardigrada; Eutardigrada; Parachela; Macrobiotidae. Gene Ontology annotation, biological process: cell migration; cell surface receptor protein tyrosine kinase signaling pathway. The transcript has 5 exons. The record is from RefSeq and is a predicted model, not a curated record. Gene Ontology annotation, molecular function: protein binding. Bases 894 to 3101 code for a protein of 735 amino acids.